Rhizopus microsporus ATCC 52813 is the source of this 1515-nucleotide messenger RNA. RefSeq names its product thiamine biosynthetic bifunctional enzyme. Gene Ontology annotation, biological process: thiamine biosynthetic process. The record is from RefSeq and is a predicted model, not a curated record. Gene Ontology annotation, molecular function: hydroxyethylthiazole kinase activity; magnesium ion binding; ATP binding. Bases 1 to 1515 code for a protein of 504 amino acids. Gene Ontology annotation, cellular component: cytoplasm. Lineage: Eukaryota; Fungi; Mucoromycota; Mucoromycetes; Mucorales; Rhizopodaceae. The transcript has 4 exons.
AUGUCUAUUAAAAAAAUUGAUUAUUCACUCUAUCUAGUUACAGAUCGCUCAUUGGUCCCAGAAGGAAAGACCUUUCUUGACCAAAUAGAACAAGCCCUUGAAGGAGGCACUACACUUGUUCAACUACGCGAGAAAGAUACAGAUACGGGGCCAUUUAUUGAAUUCGCGCUUAAAGUCAAAGAGCUUACUCGCCGUUUCGGUGUACCUUUAAUUAUUAAUGAUCGUAUUGAUGUUGCAUUAGCUGUUGAUGCUGAAGGUGUACACAUUGGACAAGAUGACAUGCCAUUAGCACAAGCACGCGCCAUUUUAGGACCUAAAAAGAUUAUUGGUGUUUCUUGUAACAACGAGAAAGAGGCAGAGGAAGCUAUUCGAGGUGGAGCCGACUAUCUUGGAAUUGGUGCUGUCUGGUUUACGUCGACAAAAAAGUUGGUGAAGCAGCCCUUAGGGAUCGAAGGCGUGCAGAGAAUUCUUCGUUCUAUUGAAUCCAAUCCGGUGCCAACGGUGGCUAUAGGUGGUAUCAACACAGAUAAUGCGGGAGAGUUGAUCAAAGGAUCUCAAACGGAUUUCUUGUGCUUGGAUGGUCUUGCUAUUGUGUCUGCCAUUAUGGCAGCCGACGAUCCUAAGGCUACAUGUCAGCAAUUUGCCGAUAUUAUUCAGGCAUCUAAACAGUCAUCCGUCAGCAAAGACGUGACAACAGAGACAGUAAUCAAAUAUGCUAUUCAAGCUAUGAAGAAUAUCAAGUCUAAAGGACCUAUGGUUCAUCACAUCACUAAUUACGUUGUUAUCAAUGAUAAUGCCAAUGCUACUCUAGCUGUGGGUGCUUCACCUAUUAUGUCAACCAAUCGUUCUGAAGUGGAAGAUCUUGCUAAAGUAAACGGCGCUAUGCUGCUGAAUAUGGGAACUUUGAAUGAUAUUGACACGAUGAUCUUGGCAGCACAAGCCAAUACACGACAUGGUAACCCAGUUGUGUUAGACCCUGUUGGAUGUGGAGCGACUAGUUUCAGAAAACAAAUGCUAGCACGAUUUUUAGAUGAAUGUAAGCUGACGGUGAUUAAGGGAAAUGCAGGUGAAAUACUUUCUAUGGCAGGUGCUGGAGGUAAAUCCAAAGGCGUGGACUCAGUUGGGACAUAUGAUGAGCAAAGGAUUAUAGAUGCUGUCAAGUAUCUCGCAAGACAACACGAUUGCAUCAUUGGAUUAACUGGACCAACGGAUUAUGCAUCUGAUGGUGAUCGAGUGAUUGCGAUUGACAAUGGACACCGUUAUCUACCACUGAUCACAGGUAGUGGAUGUAUGGUGUCGUCUGUAGUAGCCUGUUUUGUAGCUGCAAACAAAGACGAUUAUCUCUUGGCUACUGCUGCAGGUAUGCUUACAGUGACCAUUGCUUCAGAGAUCGCUAGUGAGCGAGAGUACGUGAAUGGGCCGGGAACCUUCCGUGCGGCUUUGAUUGAUGAGCUUUUUAAUCUUACAGAUUCACCCGAGAUCAUCAGACAGUACGCUAAGAUUAGAAUUAUUUAA